AAAUUCACGAGGGCAAAAUCGUUAAACGACAAAACACAAACAAUUCUAAAUCCCAGCCAAAUCCCAAAACCCUAACCGCAUUAUAAACCCCUCUAGAACCCUAAUCAAACCCCCUCUCCUAUUAUACACACAAUCACAAUAGAUAGAUACAAUUACAAACACAAUUCCUAGAGAUUCAAAGGGAUAAGCAAAAAAGGCCCUGUUCAAGAUGGUUGCAGCGGAGGCCAAGAAAGCAAAGAUUGAUGAAGAGAAUGCAGAGGAGCAAAUUGAUGCCCAGCUCGCUGUUUCUGUGGAGAAAUUGCAAGAUAUUCAAGAUGAUCUCGAAAAGAUCAAUGAAGAAGUCGUUGAAAAGAUCCUGGAAAUAAACCAGCAGUAUAGCGAAGUUCGCAAGCCCAUCUAUGAUAAGAGACAGGAUGUUAUAAAAUCCAUUCCCGAUUUCUGGUUAACAGCUUUUAUGAGUCAUCCUCUUCUUUGUGGGAUUUUAAGUGAAGAAGACCAAAAGAUCUUCAAGUAUCUGAGUUCCCUCGACGUCGAAGAAUUCAAAGAUGUGAAAUCAGGCUACUCUAUUUCAUUUAACUUCAAUCCCAAUCCAUUUUUCGAGGACUCAAAGCUCACGAAGUCUUUUACAUUUCCUGAUGAAGGGCUAACAAAAGUAACUGCUACAAAAAUCAAGUGGAAAGAUGGCAAGGGACUUCCCAAUGGAGUCGAUCAUGACAAAAAAGGGAACAAAAGGCCUCAUGAAGAAGAUGAAAGUUUUUUUAGCUGGUUCAGUGAAACACUCAAGGAAGAUGAUGUCGAUGAGAUUGAUGAUGAGAUUGCUGAGGCAAUCAAGGAUGAUUUGUGGCCCAAUCCUCUAACGUACUUUAGUAAUGAGACUGAUGAGAUGGACUUCGAGGGGGAUGUAAGUGAUCAAGAGGAAGAUGGCAAUGAUGAGGAUGAAGACGGCGAUGGGGAGGAUGAUGGAGGUGAGGAAGCUGAAGGCAAUUGAGUGUCACACAUCAUUUCAGUUGGAACUUUCUAGAAUUUACUGCCAGUAGUAACCAUUCUUGUAGAGUAGUGUCAAAUGGCUGCAAUGGAAUUGGGUUAUACAACAAGAGAUACUGUGUAACCAUUGCAAUGUGUCUUGCAACCCGAGAUUGCUAGAUGAUAUUCGCAUACUAAAGUUUUAAAUUUUACUUUAUACAAAGUGCUUGAUUGUUUGA
Messenger RNA from Daucus carota subsp. sativus, 1202 nucleotides. Its product is annotated as NAP1-related protein 2. Gene Ontology annotation, biological process: nucleosome assembly. The transcript has 10 exons. Gene Ontology annotation, cellular component: chromatin; nucleus. The record is from RefSeq and is a predicted model, not a curated record. Gene Ontology annotation, molecular function: chromatin binding; histone binding. Lineage: Eukaryota; Viridiplantae; Streptophyta; Magnoliopsida; Apiales; Apiaceae. Bases 209 to 988 code for a protein of 259 amino acids.